AUGGCCAGCAGCCUUGCUGGGUCUCCACCCCUCUCAGCUGUGGUGGUUUCCAGACCUUCCCCAGUACUGGGUGGGGACCAGUUCAGGAGCUUAAUCUUUCUGAUGCUGCUGGCUUCCACAGCUGCCUUCAGAGCUGCCAACAUUCCCGGGUCCCCAGACUGCGGGAAGCCCCAGCAGCUGAACCGGGUUGUGGGUGGCGAGGACAGCACGGAUGCCCAGUGGCCCUGGAUUGUUAGCAUCCUCAAGAAUGGCACCCACCACUGUGCAGGCUCCCUGCUCACCAACCGUUGGGUGAUCACAGCUGCACACUGCUUCAGGAGCAGUGUGGACAAGCCAUUUCUGUUCUCAAUAUUGUUAGGGGCCUGGCAGCUGGAGAACCCAGGCCCAAGGUCCCAGAAAGUGGGUGUUGCUUGGGUGCUGCCUCACCCCAGGUAUUCUCAGGAGGGGACCCGUGCAGACAUUGCCCUGGUGCGCCUGGAACACUCCAUCAAAUUCUCUGAGCGGGUCCUGCCCAUCUGCCUACCUGACUCCUCUGUCCAGCUCCCUCCCAACACUGACUGCUGGAUCGCAGGCUGGGGAAGCAUUCGCGAUGGAGUGCCCCUGCCCCACCCUCAGACCCUUCAGAAGCUCAAGGUGCCCAUCAUCGACUCAGAACUCUGCAAACGCCUGUACUGGCGGGGUGCCGGGCAGGAAGCCAUCACUGAGGACAUGCUGUGUGCUGGUUACCUGGAAGGGGAGCGUGAUGCUUGUCUGGGUGACUCUGGAGGGCCCCUGAUGUGCCAGGUGGAUGGCGCCUGGCUUCUGACUGGCAUAAUCAGUUGGGGAGAGGGCUGCGCUGAGCGCAACCGGCCCGGUGUGUACACCAGCCUCCUAGCUCACCGCUCCUGGGUGCAGAGGAUCGUGCAAGGGGUGCAGCUGCGCGGGCACUUGAAGGACCGUGGGGACACCGGGAGCUCCUAAAUUGGGAUCUGGAGAGAAGCAGCCUCAAGCGGCUCUCUCUGCUGUAAACAUGUCUUCUACCUCCGGGGGGCGCCCGCGGCCUGCACAGGAGAGCAGGAACCUCUUGGCCCCGCCCAUCGCGAGGCCCCGCCCCUUCGUUGAGGCCACCGUCUUUCUCUCUCAAUGAUUUUUUAGUUAUUUGUAAAUAGCUUGUAAAUACAUAUUUGUAAAACCAUGUUCACAUAUUUAUUCCAGUUUCAAUAAAUUAUUCU
Psammomys obesus (fat sand rat) is the source of this 1211-nucleotide messenger RNA. RefSeq names its product brain-specific serine protease 4. Gene Ontology annotation, molecular function: serine-type endopeptidase activity. The record is from RefSeq and is a predicted model, not a curated record. The coding region runs from base 1 to 960 and encodes 319 amino acids. Gene Ontology annotation, biological process: proteolysis. NCBI's taxonomy places the organism in Eukaryota, Metazoa, Chordata, Mammalia, Rodentia, Muridae. The transcript has 6 exons.